Messenger RNA from Micromonas commoda, 1251 nucleotides. RefSeq lists its product with no specific name. The record is from RefSeq and is a predicted model, not a curated record. Lineage: Eukaryota; Viridiplantae; Chlorophyta; Mamiellophyceae; Mamiellales; Mamiellaceae. The coding region runs from base 1 to 1251 and encodes 416 amino acids. Gene Ontology annotation, biological process: transcription elongation by RNA polymerase II; post-transcriptional tethering of RNA polymerase II gene DNA at nuclear periphery; poly(A)+ mRNA export from nucleus. The transcript has a single exon. Gene Ontology annotation, molecular function: double-stranded DNA binding; RNA binding. Gene Ontology annotation, cellular component: transcription export complex 2.
AUGGCGUCCCUCGGGCAGUACCUCGACGCCGCCGCGCACGCGGUGAGUGUCAAGGAUAGCGCCACCCUCGCGCUCCUCUUCGACGUCGACUCGGUCCACGCGCUCGGCGCGGUUCGGUCCGCGCUCGGGGAUCGCGGCAUGAACGUCGGCGAGCUGUGCGAGGAGAAGGUUGGCGCCUACGCGCCGUGGGACGAGAUAUUCGCGUCGCACUGCCAGUGCCUCGGCGCGAACGCGGAGGGGCGAUACGACGACGCCUUCGUCGCGAUGCAGGCGACCAUCGCGGCGUUCGUGAAGGACUUCAGGGCGCAGGACACCGCGUGGUCUCUGGAUGCGCUCAUGAAUCUGGUGCGCGGUGCGGUGGCGCUCGCGACGCGCGCGGACGACGAGGCGGAGCGCGCGGGGCGACAGCGCAAGGACGGCAGACUCGGGGAUGCGGGCGCCGCGCUCAUGCUCGUCUACCGCAACACCGCGAACACGUCGGUCUGGGAGAAGAAGUCGCAGUGCCUCUUCCUCGUCAUCUCGCUCUUCAAGAUCUACUUCAAGCUCAACACCCUGCACCUGUGCAAGAACCUGAUCAACGCCGUGAACCUGCCCACCUUUCCCACCUUCGACACCUUCCCGGUCGCCCAGCGCGUCACCUACGCCUUCUACGUCGGCCGACUCGCCGUGUUCGACGACAAUUUCGGCGUCGCGGAGCAGCACCUCGAGUACGCGUUCCGGCACUGCAAAAGCGACUCGAGAAGAAACAAGGCGCUCAUCCUGCGGUACCUCCUGCCGGUCAAGCUGCUGAUGGGGAAGAUGCCCACUGCGAUGUUGCUGCAAAAGUACGGCCUGGGCGAGUACGUGGACGUGGUGAGCGCGAUGAAGAGCGGUAACGUGCGGAUGCUGAACGACGCGCUCAAGACGCAUCAGAUCUCGUUCAUAAAGCAGGGCACGUUUCUGGUGCUGGAGAAGCUGCGGAACAUCGUGCUUCGAACGCUGUUCCAGAAGGUGCACGCGUUCAGCGCGGAGAAGAACCCGGCGAAGGGGAACCAGGUCAAUCUUCACAUGUUCCUGGCCGCGCUGAAGUGGUGCGGGUGCGACAUGGACAUCGACGAGGUUGAGAUGAUCAUGGCGAACCUCAUCUUCAGAAAGUUUGUCAAGGGGUACAUCUCGCACAAGUCGAGGGUGGUGGUGCUCGCGAAGGCCGGGGCGUUCCCGGCGAUAUCGUACGACGAUGACCGGCCGAAGAUCGCGUACCUCCAGAACUGA